Molecule: messenger RNA, 8242 nt
Organism: Drosophila santomea
Lineage: Eukaryota; Metazoa; Arthropoda; Insecta; Diptera; Drosophilidae
Product: cyclic nucleotide-gated cation channel beta-3
Exons: 12
Coding region: 1496-5287 (1263 amino acids)
Biological process (GO): monoatomic cation transmembrane transport
Cellular component (GO): plasma membrane; intracellular cyclic nucleotide activated cation channel complex
Molecular function (GO): intracellularly cAMP-activated cation channel activity; protein-containing complex binding; intracellularly cGMP-activated cation channel activity
Source: RefSeq, a predicted model, not a curated record
CCAGCCGCUCGCUCACGCAGCUUCACUUCGUCGCUUCAGUCUGAGCUUGUGCGGUCCUGUGAACACAACGCGGCGGUUUAACGGUACAACGGAACGGUAUAACGGUACUUCGGGUGAAAGCUGGGCGCUAGGUGCCAAAUGUAGGGGAAAAUUGCAUGUGCCAUUAAUGUGAGGAUAUUUGUGUGAGGAUAAAACCACUGGAUUUUCACCACCUCUCCCCCGAAAGUCCAGUAAGCAGCCUUCUGCGGGGCCAGAAAAGUCUUUAAGUUUCUGGCCACGUGUUAUCCGGUGUUCCGUUUCAUUUUUUCUUAAUUUUUGAGAUCAACGUUUGUUAUGCAAAUUAUCGCAACAACAAAGAAGUGGACAUCCAGCGUCCAAUCUCCAAAAAACACAUAAAAAAGAGGAACGAAAACUCUGAAACUGGAAGAGAUACUCAGUUUUCUUUUUUUAUAUUUGGAUGCUGCUCCUGCUGCUGCACACAGACAAUGACAGAAAUUUGUCAUCACACACACACAUAUACAAGAACCGCACGCACGGAGAGCGUAGAACAAAGGCAACGGGAAAAAGAUAAAUAAGCUUAGGAGCAGGGAGUGCGAGCGGGAGAGGAAGUGUGGAAGCAAGGGGGCUAGUGCGUCCUCCGCCCCACUCACUCACGCACUUGACUGAACAUUAAACUCUAUAGUUUUUUGUGGAUCCAAAGAUGGAGAUUUUGGACCGUUAUCCUCGCCGGCAGCCGCAUAUCGUCGGCAUCUACGUGCUCCAGCUACACACACAGCUGUAAAAUCCGCAUUCGCAUUCGCAGUCGCAUCCGCCAUUCGCCAUCCGCCAUCCGCAAUUUUUGACAGCUGUCAGCGUGAAAGAACGCGUGUGUGCGUGUGUGCUGGCACAGUUAUUUCCACUUGGCGGCAAGGUCAGCGCGACAUGCAAAUUGAAAAGCGCCGCUCGGGCAAAAACAAAGGCCAUAGAAUGCCCACCACCACCAACAACAACGACAUCAGCUACGGGAGGAAAAACGACAACAACAACAAAAAUAGCAACAACAGCAAGAACAACAUCAUCUAACGAAAAUGUUUGAGAAAUAUGUCGCCACAUAUGUGCGCGCGUGUGAGCAAGUGAAAUUAAAAUUCCCGCAUGCCUAAUGAAUUCGCCCGCUCGUUCGCCAUCCCUCUCCCACGACAACCGUUAUGCGUGUGUGUGCCAGUGUGUGUGCGUGUGUGUCACUGACUUCGGAAUGACAACAAAAGCUACAACCACAUUAGCAGCUACAACUAAAACAAUGGCUUGCUAAGCUGUCUGAGUGAGUGAAAAAAAGUAUAGAAGAAGAAGAGCAAGAGAACGACCAAGAGAGAAAGAGAGCGAGAGAGAAAGAUAGGUGAAGAAAGGACGAAAGCAAAAGUGAAACUUGCAGCAAAGAAAGGAGGAGGAGUGGCCAUAGCGGAGGACACUGGGUGCUGGGAGCAGAAGGAUCGGCGGCCAAGCGACGACAAUCGUUGGUAUGUCCACAGCCAAAAGGCUGGUGCUCUCGCUACGUGGACGCAAGAAUUCGCAGGGCAACUCGGCGACCUCCUCCACCCGCCUGGUAUCCGCCGGCACCUCGCCCGGCCAUGAGCUGGAUGAAAUAGCCGUGGUCUCGGGCACAGGAUCCAGCAGUCACCACUUCUCCUAUGGCGGCUGCCUUGCCACCGGCGACGCGCCUCUGCCGCGCUACUCAACAGCUGCCACGCCCACUUUGAGGCGUUCAACGGCCAUAGAUGGUGAUGCAGAUGCAGAUGCAGACGCAGACGCAGAUGGUAAUGACAACGAAAACCAUGUCAAUGGUUAUAGCGAUGAUGAUGACGAUGAUGAACGAUGGCUGAGAGCUCCGAGGUCUCAGAAGGUUCAGAAGGCUCAAACUCAGGCUUAUGCCGCUCACAAUGACAGGCCGCAGACCAAAACAACAGGCGCAAUACGUCAAAACAACAACGGCAGCAACAAGAGCAACAGCAAGAGCAAGAACAGCAACUGCAACAGCAGCAGCCACUGCAACAGCAGCAGCAACAAUUACAAAUCAGCAACAACAUCUCAGUCAAACAUAAACCAUAGAUUAGCGCCGAGGGCUAGCUUUCCGGAGAUAAUGCAGCCACGCCUGUCGCUCAAUGGGCUGCUCAACCCCUCGCUGAUGCCCUCGCCCCGCCCCCUCUAUCGGGAUCACAGCUCGAGGUCAAUCAACCCACUGACCGCCUAUGAGCAGCAGAUGGCCGAGCUGGAUGGCAGCUUCUAUGCAAGCAAUGCCGGCUACUUGGGCGCCGGAAUGGGCGGCAGUGCCGGCGGUGGCACCACCUGUACAAAUCUCACUGUGGGCGGUGGUUCGACUGGUGGCGGCGGUCCAAUGGCGGGUGGUGGUGGGACUGCAACCCAAGUGGGUGGCAGUGGCAGUGGCAGUGGACAUGGCGGUGGAGGUGCAGGUGGAGGAGGUGGUGGUGUUGGUGCCGCCAUACACACAACCGAACUCUCAAUUACACCCACAAUGGCCGGCGAUGAGCAGUUCAUCGAUCUGGGGAGCUUGCGUCGCUUCUCGAUCGAUCGCCAGAGCUUUCUCGAUCUAGGACCAAAGUUUGGCAUGACCCAGCCGAAAUUCGGGCAGAGUGUCUCGCAACAAGGUUUCUUCACAUCGCACGACAGCCUGGCCACACCAUGCGCCUCCAGGGCCUCCAACUCGCACAUGGCCACCGUAAGCACUGCCUCAGAAAUGGAUCUUCUGCACAACAAGCAACGCAACAAGUCGCGGGGUCGCCUGAAAACGGCUGCCAGCGGCGAUCAGCCGCUCCUGGGCACAUGGAACCGAUCCACGGGACGCGGCUCGCAGGAUAACACGCUGGCCGGCGGCGGAGCCACCAGUUUGGCCAUGGGCGGCCACAACCAGUACGGUGGCAACUACUGCAACGGCACAGAUCGCUACCCGCGCUCCCGAUCGCAGCAGCAGGGGCACCACAAUGCCGCCCAGCAGGCGCACCACCCCUACCAGCUGCAGCACUCGGCCUCCACGGUGUCGCACCACCCGCACGCACACGGUCCACCCUCGCAGGGUGGCCCUGGUGGACCAGGACCGCCCCACGGCGGCCAUCCGCAUCAUCCGCACCACGGUGGUGGUGGGAGUGGGGGCGGUAGUGGACCUGGCUCUCAUGGUGGACAGCCGCAUCACCAGAAGCCACGGCGAACGGCCUCGCAACGGAUUCGAGCCGCAACGGCGGCCAGGAAGCUGCACUUCGUCUUUGAUCCGGCGGGGCGACUGUGCUACUACUGGUCCAUGGUGGUGUCCAUGGCCUUUCUGUACAACUUCUGGGUGAUAAUCUACCGCUUCGCCUUCCAGGAGAUCAAUCGGCGCACGAUCGCCAUCUGGUUCUGUCUGGACUACCUGUCCGACUUUCUGUAUCUGAUCGAUAUACUGUUCCACUUUCGCACCGGAUACCUGGAGGACGGGGUGCUGCAGACGGACGCUCUCAAGCUGCGCACCCACUACAUGAACUCGACGAUCUUCUACAUCGACUGCCUGUGCCUGCUGCCGCUGGACUUUCUCUAUCUGUCCAUCGGCUUCAAUUCGAUUCUGCGCAGCUUCCGGCUGGUGAAGAUCUACCGGUUCUGGGCAUUCAUGGAUCGCACCGAGCGGCACACCAACUACCCGAACCUGUUCCGGAGCACGGCCCUCAUCCACUACCUGCUUGUGAUAUUCCAUUGGAACGGCUGUCUCUACCACAUCAUUCACAAGAACAAUGGGUUCGGAUCGCGCAACUGGGUCUACCACGACUCGGAAUCGGCGGACGUGGUCAAGCAGUAUCUGCAGAGCUACUACUGGUGCACCCUGGCCCUGACCACCAUCGGGGAUCUGCCCAAGCCGCGCUCCAAGGGCGAGUACGUCUUUGUUAUCCUGCAGCUCCUCUUUGGCCUUAUGCUCUUUGCCACGGUGCUGGGGCACGUGGCCAACAUUGUGACGUCAGUGAGUGCAGCGCGCAAGGAGUUUCAAGCCAAGCUGGAUGGCGUGAAGACGUACAUGCGGAUGCGACGUGUGCCGAAUCAUCUGCAGGUGAAGGUCAUCAAAUGGUUCGAUUACCUGUGGCUAACGCAAAAAUGCUCGGACGAGGAGCGCGCCGUGUCCUGUCUUCCUGAUAAAUUAAAGGCUGAAAUAGCAAUUAACGUCCAUUUAGAUACGCUCAAGCGGGUGGAGAUUUUCCAAAACACUGAGGCCGGUUUCCUAUGCGAACUGGUGCUGCGCCUGAGGCCCGUGCUCUUCUCGCCCGGCGACUACAUCUGCAGAAAGGGCGAGGUGGGCAAGGAGAUGUACAUUGUGAACCGAGGACGAUUGCAGGUGGUGGCCGACAAUGGAAAGACGGUGAUGGCCUCCCUGAAGGCUGGUUCCUAUUUUGGCGAGAUUAGUAUACUCAAUAUGGGCACCGCAGGUAAAGAACUUGGCAACCGACGCACAGCCAGCGUUCGCUCAGUGGGAUACAGCGACCUCUUCGUCCUGAGCAAGAAGGACAUGUGGGACGUGCUGAAGGAGUAUCCGGCGGCGCGUGUUCGUCUGGAGUCGAUAGCCGUCAAGCGAUUGGAGAAGUACAAGAAGGCCCCGCUGGAAAAAGUCAAAUACUUUAAUGUAGUUGCCAUGGGCCGUUGCCAAUCGACGCCGGGCCUGGUCGAGAGCUGUGGUCGAACGUCUCUGGAGGAGAUGUGGCUGCCACCGGCGACGGCCGCCGCAUCCUCGCUGCUGCACCACCACCAGGCGCUCCAGCAGCAGCAUCUGGCAUCCCAGCAGCAGCCGCAUCGACAGGAGUCAACACAAACCUCCUCCCAGACACAUGGAUACAGCUAUGCCGAUCGUUUAGUCCGUGCCACGGACUCCCCCAGAUCGGUUAGCCCCAGUGCCCACGGGUCCGAGGAACGGCCACGUAGUCGAACGACUUCGCAUCACUCAAUAAGGCCGCAAUCGCAGCCCAGCCACACGGGUCACAUUUGCGACUCCAGUUCGCAGCUGGAGUGCUAUGGAGCGGGUGUGGGCGGUGCUGGUGGCGGAACCACGCCCCUUUUGGGCUCCCACGAAGUUCUCGAGGACGAGAUCAAGCGGCUGAGGGAACGCCUGCACACGGUGGAAUCGGAGAAUCAGGCCCUGAACACGAAACUCUCGCAGCAGCAAUGGGAUCUGGAGAAUAGACUGGCCGAGAUUGAGAUGCAAAUCUGCGGAGUGUCGUCGACGUCCAGUGUGGAUCCCGAGAAUGAGACGGAGGAGCUGGAACGGAACAGAGAGAGUAUCAUUUAACACGGGAGCGUGCUGCCCCAUCAGGCGAUCGGUAUGGUGUACAUAUCAUGUUCCUCAUGACUCCACGAUCAUCAUUGAUCAUCCGACAACUGAGUGUGCAUCCGGCGAUCGGGCGAUUUGGAUCAUUACACCGCAUCAUAUCGCAUCUAACUCUCGCUUCCCAAAUCUCCCACUCUCUAUCUGUCUCGUAUUUGUGUUUCUUCCUCUCCCUCUCUCUCUCCCACCCACUAACUGUGCUUUGUAUUUGUGUGUAUGUGUGUGUGAUGCAUGCAUUCCAAAUUGCCUUACUAACGAAAACCAAAUAUAAAAAAAAAAAACAUAAACAUAACCAGGAGCAGCAGCAGCUAUACAGCAGCAGGAGGAUCGCAGGGAUCGGGAGAGGAAGGAUCAAGGGCGACCAAUCGAGAGGGAAACGGGAAACGAGUCCUUUGCCAAAUACUUCUCGCUUUAGAGAUUCACACAGACAGAGAGAGAUAGAGAGGGGAGGACAGGGCGCCAGAUAAACCCAAUCCCCAAGAUGUGCAAUUAAUGUCUCUUAUGAUUAUGAUCAUAACGCCACACCAAGAGUAAAAAAAAAAAUAAAGCCGAAAAUGGCACUGCCAAAGAAAAUUAUCUGUACAUAGGUAUGAUGGAAGUUCAGAUCAAAAUAUAAGCAAAACGAUUGUAAUUGGUUAAGCUAUGCACGAUGGAUCGGAAAGCUUUAAUAGAUUAUCCGAGAGAGAACUUUUUCCAGAACCCCUACAAACUUGUUACCCAACACCAAUACACCUAUACACCUAUACACACUUUUUCCAUACUAAGCUCAGAAAUAGAUUGAGAUUUACAUAGAUAUAUCAUUAGGCCUAGACGCUCUUCGCUCCUUUUACUGGCAACUAAGCCAAAUCGAAACGGGUAUUCGAAUUCCCAUUGUAAAUAACUUCGCUCUAGGAACUCAAUUAGCAUUAUGAUCAAUGAUCAAUGACAUAAGAAUCGAUCAUCUGAAUAAAUAACUAAAGAUUACUUUAAACUCAUGAGUGUAACAAAUGAAUCCGUAUAUCUAUUGUAAUAUUUGCUAACUGUAAUUUGAAAAAUUAAAUUUACUAGAUGUGUAUAUGGGAAACGAUUUACUUUACAACUGAAAAUAAUGCAUAAACAAUUUAUGGACAACUAAGUGAAUAUUUGCAAAAUAUUUGUACUAUUGGAAAAGAACUGCCAGAGCAUACACCACACACUCGAAAAACUAUAUUAAUAAUAAUACUAAUAAUAAUAAUUAACAACAAAAGAAAAACUUAAAAGAAAGCGCUAUAGACAUUUAACAAUUGAUAAAACCAAUAUUAAUGGGUAAAUAUGUCAAAAAGAAAACACUUUUAAUGCAAUAUUAAAUUGUACUACUGUCGUAUAUAGCAUCUACAUUAUACAUGAUCUAAAUUAAACUUGAUAAUGGUAACAAUUUAAAGGUCUAAAUGUAUUUAACUUUAGUUAGUUGCCCCAAGAGCCAAACCAAUGCUGAAGAUUGUAGUUGAGAAAAACCCAAGAUUAAGUUAGACAAGAAGGUUCUGUAGCAGAACACAGAACGCAGUUCGAGAAUCCCCAUAAUAUGGGGGCUGCGAUAAUGAAUUAUAAUAAUAAUUAAUUUAGCUGUAACUCUAGUUAUACCUAGUUAUACCAUUAGAUGUGUACCAGAGAAGACCAAAAAAAAAAAGAUCGAAUCUCGAUCGAAUAUGAAAAUUGUUCAGUGUCAGCUCCCGGAAUAUUGAAAAAAGGCAAACCGAGUUGAUAAUGAAACCUAAUAAUUAUAUAGCUAACUCGAUUAAGAACCUCAAAUUUACAGAAUCAAGAAUGAGCUGGCGUUUGAGCCAGGAUACGUUUGAGUAUCUGCCGAGAAAACGGAAACUGGAACGAAUCUCAUUUCAUGCCAACAAUGAUAUGCCAAAAAAAACUUAAACAAAUUUAAGCUCAAAUUUUGUUACCAUUUUUCUUAGAUUUUUGUCAAUGAGCUAAUGUUAUUUUCGAUUUUCUAGAGAACAAAUAGAUGAAGAAUUCUUUUUCAUAUUUUUCAACCUAAUUACUUUUCGGAAUAUCAUAUAAUGGAUUUAAAAUUAAUUAAUAAUUACAAUAAACAUUAAAUGGGGUUUCAUCUAAGACAAAUGCUUAUACCAAACUAAGAAAAGUGUUAAACGAAAGCUAACGAAAACUUGUAAAAGUCAAUCGUAGUUUUUGAUUCCUUAGUUAGCCAAUUAUUGCCAAAGUUAAAGUUGAAUAAUAUAACUUAAUUGUAUUACAUUUUUAUGGCUUUUUAGCACGCUUAUCGCGGGGCAAAGGCUCCGGCCCUUGUUAGAAUUAUUCAUUCUUAUUUCUUCAAUGUUUUCCGUUAGAGCGCGUAUAUAGACAUAUAUCUAUUUGUUAUUGAACGUAAGAUACAAGGAACUACAUCGAUUCGGUUGUGUUGUUGUCGCCAGGUGCAGGUGGUGAAAUUGCAGGAAGCUGGCGCGUUUAAAUGGCUUACAUAAUUUACUUAUUAAAUUAUUUGGUGCAUGAGAUCUAUGAAACAAAGAAAAGAAAUGAAAAGAAAGCAAAAGAAGAACAUUCAUAGCUUUAUUUUUACUAUAUUUAAUUAAUUAAUUUAUAAGAACUAAAUUGAAUAAAUUAAUUCAGCAUUGACUUCAUAGCAAAAACACACAGAGAAAACAGCAUAGUCCUCAGAUCAUCGGGCAAGAAAAGGCAUUUUUUAAUCGGUCACUAUAAAUCAGAUCAGAUCAGACAAGACCCCGAUUUGCAGAAGGUAAAUCGAGCUUAUCGUGCGAUAGUUUCAAAGCCGUUUACAUUGCUAAACCACUCUGGAAAAUCUGAAAAGGGUAAAAGCAAACACACAAAACAAAAACCAAAUAAAACAAAAUUGAAUUAUAAAGUAAAGCGACAGCAAAACCAGAAAGAAAAACUGAAAUACAAAUAAAAUCAAAACAAAACAAAAACGAA